UUCAGUGUAGUUAGCAGUAUCGAGUUUCUCAGUAAGUAAACAGGUCCGAGUGCUGAUGUCAGCAAAGCAUCGUGGGUCUCGGCAUGACGUCAGCAUACUGCUUCAGUUACGCGAUUAGGCGUAACGAACCGUUUCAGUCACGCGAACAGUCGCGGCCCUAUAGUAUGACGAAUAGGUCGCAUAGCGCGAUGGUGACAAACAGGUACAUUAGCGAACAGGUUCACUCUGAUAAGACUUCCGCUGUCUUACUAGUCUACCAUUCCAGCAAAGAUCCUUGGUUAAGUACUCGUGUUUGUAGAUUCUAUACUUAGUCUACUACAACACCAGACGUUUUAUUUCAUGGUAUGAGAGCUAUCUGGAAUUAAGACUACCGUCAACUAUGACUGGUUCAUCACCAGCACCAUCUGCUGGAUCAGUUACUGGGACUACUGGAGCACAUGUCUCCACUACUGCCACUGGUCUCUCAGCCUCUGGGCCAUUACCACCAGCCUACGCUAAUAUCGGUAUGCAACAGCAGAAUCCACCUUCUGUCAAUACUCCAGGUGCUCCAUCGACUGCACCUGCAGCGCAACAGCAACAAUCACAGACAUCAGCACAUCAACAAGCGUCGGUACAGCCACCAGUUUCAACGCAAUCGAUUUCAUCUGCGUUCAGUGGAAUGAGCCUUGACGGCUCAAGUUACAUGUGUGGAGCUACAACUCCAAGUACUGGUUCGUUCGCUUUCUCACCUUUCGUACAGCAGCCGCAGUCGCAGCAGUUUCAGCAUCCUUUCUAUAUCUUCGGUCGUUCCCCUGCUCAGCAACAACAACAGCAGUAUCAGCAACCACAGCCAGUACAGCAACAGCAACAAUAGCAGCAACAACAACAACAACAACAACAACAGCAACAGCAACAGCAACAACAGCAACAGCACGGCAUUGUUUUUCAGCCUCCAAAUUUACUUAACAAUACUCAGAUCAAGACAACCGUACCUUUUAAUGGUGUUGACUUCUACUCCUGGAGCUUUGAGUUUGAGCUUCUGGCGCAGUCCGCUGGGCUAUGGCCGUUCUUCACUGGCGAGUUUACGUAUCCUGUCGUGGGAACACAAGUGGAGCAGCAGAGUUUCUUGCACGCCUCUCUCGGGGCAUAUACAGUUCUUGUACGGAACCUGUCGCCGAAGGAGCAGCUCGGCGUCCGAUCUUUUCACUCAAGUUUUACACCAGCCGAAACUGCAUGGAAUUAUCGAAAGGGGUAUACAUGGCAAAGGAUACGAUAACAGUGAGUAAAAUACUUUCGCAGCUGACAAGUGUGCAGAUGAUGACAAACGAAAAUGUCAUGGACUACGUUAACCGUGUCCGUACACUACGCGAUCAACUGGAGAAAAGUGGAGGAUACUUCCCUCGUGAGAUGUAUCUCACGGUCCUUCUUGCUGGCCUUGGACCCGAAUGGCGACAGAUGCGCGCCUUCCUGCGUAUGAACCCAAACCUCUCCGAAGCUGAAAUUUCGUCGUAUCUUCAAGCAGAACAGCAAGAUCUUGACCUGCAGUUACAACGCAACAAAAAGAGGGAUAUACAACUCAGUUUCUAUUCAACAGCAACUCGACGUCCUCGACACUUCUGUCAAAUUUGCAACAAGGGAGGACAUUCUACCGACCGAUGCUAUUUUAACAAGAAGUAUUUACCUCAUGAAGAAUCGCAGAGGACGCAAUCAUCACAGCAACUACGACAGCCUUCGAAGCAGUUUUUGCAGAAUCCUACGCCUCCAAAAUCAGCAUCUGCAAUAUCAACACCACCAACGACACUCAGUUCUGCCCCUCCAAGCAACUCAUCAAAGCCGACAGCCACUACUUCAAACUCUGCCACUAAUACGGUAACUUCAAAUUUUCGUUUACCUACUUCAUCCACUCACAUGGUCAAUUGCAGUACAGAUACUGAUACUUGGUACUUGGAUAGUUGUUGUGGCCAUCAUAUGGUCUCUUCAACCAAUCCUUUCAUCUACAACCGUCGUCGACUUCUUCAACCCUGCCCAAUCACACUCGCCAACGGUCAAACAAUUUCAGCAGAAAAUAUCGGCAGUCUACUUUUGACAUCAAUCGAUACGGGAAAGUCUUUAUGCCUUACCAGCGUUUUACUCGUCGA
Messenger RNA from Closterium sp. NIES-67, 2117 nucleotides. Lineage: Eukaryota; Viridiplantae; Streptophyta; Zygnematophyceae; Desmidiales; Closteriaceae. The record is from the annotation of a GenBank genome assembly.